AUGUCUGCCACAGUAACACCAAUAUCAACCUCGACCCCAAAACCAACCCUGCUCACCCCCCGCGUCCUCUCCGUCUCCAAAUCCUCCUCCCACUCCAUCGCCAAAUCCCCCGUCCCAUCCAUCACCCUCAUCCCCAACCACGGCGUCGACGGCGACUGCCACGCGGGCCAAGCCACCCAGCAUCGCGCCCAGCCACAACGCACCCCAAAUCUCAGACAAGUACAUCUGGUCCCCGUCGAGACACUCCGCGAGCUCUUGGGUAGACUUUCCGCUGCCGCUGCGGGCCGCGACGCAAAGCCCCUCUCAGCAGGCGAGAUCGGCGAGAAUAUCACGACGGAGGGGGUCGAGCUAUCGACGCUCCCGCUGGGGACGGAGUUGCAUUUCCUGGGCGGUGAAGGGGAGGAGGGAGCUAUUGUGGUGUUGACGGGUGUCCGGAAGCCAGGGCCGGGGAUGGAUAAGUGUCGCGCUGGACUGAAGGAUGUGUGUGUGGUGCGGGAUGGGGGCCGGGUGGUUUAG
This is a messenger RNA of Aspergillus udagawae, 516 nucleotides long. RefSeq lists its product as uncharacterized. The coding region runs from base 1 to 516 and encodes 171 amino acids. Lineage: Eukaryota; Fungi; Ascomycota; Eurotiomycetes; Eurotiales; Aspergillaceae. The transcript has a single exon. Gene Ontology annotation, molecular function: molybdenum ion binding; pyridoxal phosphate binding; catalytic activity. The record is from RefSeq and is a predicted model, not a curated record.